Hermetia illucens (black soldier fly) is the source of this 1161-nucleotide messenger RNA. RefSeq lists its product as uncharacterized. Bases 125 to 979 code for a protein of 284 amino acids. The transcript is spliced from 4 exons. Gene Ontology annotation, molecular function: acyltransferase activity, transferring groups other than amino-acyl groups. The record is from RefSeq and is a predicted model, not a curated record. NCBI's taxonomy places the organism in Eukaryota, Metazoa, Arthropoda, Insecta, Diptera, Stratiomyidae.
UUUGCAAUCGAUGUCUUUCGAGGAGCGUAAGAUGUAUUCCAACAGUAUUUCACCGGUCGUUCACUAGUGUGGACAUGUUAGUCUUUCGUGAUAUAAAUUGAACCAUUAAAAAUUACUGAUUAGCAUGGCUGAUAAAUUAGUUGAUAUACCAAUCCAAGACUUGACAAGUUUGCGAGAUCUUUAUCGUGAAGAUUGGCCUAAGUAUAAUAUUGGAUAUGGCACUGUAGAUACAUACGUAAGGUGGCUCAAUAAAGAUCCUAACAUUCCUCAUAUUCGAAUUUUAUCACUGAAUGGUGACUGGAGCGAUGGCACUUUUAUUAUUACGGACUGGAUUUCGCUCUACGCCAACACUCGAAGCACCGAUUUCACUCGUCUAGUAAAAGCCCUGUCUCUUGUGGAUUGGAGCAAAGGGUACACCAUUGCUUCCAUUGGAUCAAGACUGCUCGAUCUGAUAUAUAAGUUCGUUAAGGAAAACAACGUUGAUGUUAAUUAUAUAAAGGGUACAAAAUGGUUUCGGAUGCCCCAAGAUGAAGCUGCGAAACUUAUCGUAAAUCCUCCUGACGGUAUUACGCUUAGACCCCUAACUGCGGAAGAUGUAGUAACUGCGAAUGCAUUGUGGCCCUUCAGACGUCCUGGCUCUUUAAUAUACUUACAACGUUUGGCAAAGUAUAAUGUUAGUGUUGGAGCUUUUACAUCUGAUGGAGAGUUAGUUGCAUGGUGUUUCAGAAUUCCAGUAGGCAGUCUUGGAACUCUUCAAGUUGCAGAAUCACAUAAACGAAAAGGAUUUGGAAGUUUGAUAGUUCGUGCUAUGGCGAAAGCUAUUGGCGAAACUGGAUAUGAUGUUUUUGCUCCCGUAGUGUUUGACAACUACCCGUCACUGAACAUGUUCGAGAAAUUGGGAUUUAAAGUGGUUGACACCAUGAACUGGCUACCACCAGCUAAACCUGGAAACUGGCAUGACAACGUGCCACAUUACUAGAGAAAUUAUAAUUUCAAUCUAGAAUUUUUGUACUCUUGUUCAGAAACAUAUAUCUGUAAAACAAUAGACUGAGACAACCGAAUUGUCGUGUUUACUGACUUCUUGUCCCAUGUGGAGUAUUCUGCGAGUUAAAUACUCCGUAACGACCUUGCUUUAAUUAACUGUAACUUCAUCGGGGCCUC